Messenger RNA from Parathielavia appendiculata, 4371 nucleotides. RefSeq lists its product as uncharacterized. NCBI's taxonomy places the organism in Eukaryota, Fungi, Ascomycota, Sordariomycetes, Sordariales, Chaetomiaceae. The record is from RefSeq and is a predicted model, not a curated record. Bases 1 to 4371 code for a protein of 1456 amino acids. The transcript has 2 exons. Gene Ontology annotation, biological process: regulation of ARF protein signal transduction. Gene Ontology annotation, molecular function: guanyl-nucleotide exchange factor activity.
AUGGCCAGCGAGACCGACAUGCGGCGCCAUUCGCUGCUUGACGCUCUCGCCGUGCCCGCCCCAAAGCUGCCGCACUUCCACUCCAACACUGCCGCCGAGCUGCCUGCCCUGGCAUCGGUAGCGGAGGACUUGCCGUCUUCGACCAUUUCCCCUUCUUCCGCCGACUACCCCCGGGAUAGCAUCUCCGUAGCCUCUAGCCGUGCCGUUCCGUCGAUAGUUGAACCCUCAGAUGGGUCCGAGUCCCUCCCCGUCCUGGACUACUCUCACAAACACCGACGCUUCUCCAUGCUGAGGUUUCGUAACGCGUCUGAUUCUCAGCUGGCUGCGAAGGCAAAACUUCAUGCGGCGGCACAAAAACCGCCGCCCGUACCGCCUACUCCCGAAAUCAUCACCACUUCCCCAACCUUCGAUUUGCUUGCGCCCCGGAAGAAAGCCUCUCGGAUGAACUUCUCAGCACGAUUUCGACCGUCUGGCGAGCUAUCCAGGACGAGGGAAGCUGAUGAAACGAAUGGCAGACUCGCUCAGCACGGACGGACUCGCCCGAUCCCUGAACACAGUAUAUCGUUCGAUGAAACAAAUCGCCCAGCAUCCUCAAAUGCAGAUGCGCCACUAGCAUAUGGGGAUGGUCACUCUUCAGCGUUGGCACUCCCUCCCAACAGGCUGUCCGAGUCAUCAAGAUCGGACGCCAGCUCGGGAGACAGAGUGCACGGCAGUACCACGAACACCACCCGCACAGUUCAGUCGACGUCGACAUUCUUUCGGCUUCCGCGCAGGAAAAAUAAGCAACCCGAGCCGUUGUUUCCUAUCUCUCACCUUCAGCCAAAGGGCAAGGCCUCUUUUGUCGAAGACUCGAACGUGUCGAGUCCGUCGUUCGUCGCCUCAGCCCCCGGCUCCCCCAACCGAUCUGUCUCCAAUGCCUCGCGGGGUAGCCAAUUCACUCCGACAGCCUCAAGGGCACCGUCAAGAAACGGUGUCACAACCCCACCCCCUCAAAGCCAGCCCACAGCACAUUUGGCUCGGCCCACCGCGUCUCCGGCCACGGCGCUCUUUCGACCAAGCUCAAGGCAGUCGGGGCACUCAUCCCCAACCCGGAGCUAUAUACAUAGACGGGGUAGAUCCUCGACGCUGAGCUCCUUGGGGAGGAACUCACCAAGGGAGUCGGUGGACGAUCACUUGGCUCCUCCCACAACGAGAACCUCGAUAUCGACGGGUCGAAAGAGUUUUAGCGACCUCCUUGGCCUUGGCCGGGCACGGCAGAACUCGGAUAUGGUCCCGUCUCGACAGGGAACGCUAACCCCGAUGACACCUGGCUCCAGCACCUCCAAAAACAACUCUCUACAGCUGCCCCGGGGGUCUGUCACCCUCCCGGAUCGCCGGGAUGAUGAAACCCCGGCAAAGUAUCUUGAGCGUGUGCUAGAAGUAGCCAGCCGGAGUGUGGUAGCAGCUGCCCUCUCAAAGAACACCGACACAUUCUCGCAGUCCGUCUUGCGGAGUUACAUGCGCGGAUUCCGUUUCUUCGGCGACCCGAUGGAUAUGGCACUAAGGAAGCUUUUGAUGGAGGCCGAGCUACCAAAGGAGACACAACAGAUCGAUCGCUUCCUGCAAGCAUUCGCCAAUCGGUACCAUGAAUGCAACCCCGGGAUUUACUCCUCGCCGGAUCAGGCCUACUUCAUCGCCUUCUCCCUCCUCAUCCUUCACACCGAUGUCUUCAACAAAAACAACAAGCACAAGAUGCAGAAGGCCGACUACCUGAAGAACACGCGGGGGGAGGGCAUAUUUGACGAGAUUCUGGAGGUCUUCUACGACAAUAUCACCUAUACCCCGUUUAUUCACGUCGAGGAUGAUUUGGACAUCAAUGGCGAACGGAUCAUCGCUCAAAAGGGUCGGAAGAAAUCCAUAUUUCCACAGGCGGCUCCGGAUCCCGCCAAGAGGGUAGCCAAGGAGCCAGUGGACCCCUACACUCUCAUCAUCGAUAACAAGCUGGAUCUCCUCAGGCCGAAUCUGAAGGAGGUAAUGCAGCUGGAUGAUCCAUACAGCUACCUCGGGACCGCUAAAUCUCUCGACAUGAGGGAGCUUCAAAAUACCUUCUUCAAAACUGGUGUGUUGCAGAUAGUUUCAGCAAGAUCUCGACCUGAUGCUUUCAUGACGGAGAAGACGGCUACGAAUCCGGAAGAGGCUCAUCCCGGCAUUGUGGACAUCAAAAUCACCAAGGUCGGCAUUUUAUGGCGGAAGGAUACCAAGAAGAAGAAGACGAGGUCGCCAUGGCAGGAGUGGGGGGCCAUUCUCACCGGUGCUCAGCUCUACUUCUUCCGCAAUGCCGGAUGGGUCAAGGGGUUGAUGCACCAGCAGAAAGAUCAUCUUAAGAAGGGUCAUGAUGGCGAUCCGUGCAUCUUCAAACCACCUCUCGAGCAGUUCAAGCCGGAUGCUCUGAUGUCAACGGACGGUGCGGUGGCCCUGCUGGAUUCGUGCUACACCAAGCAUAAGCAUGCUUUCGUCUAUGUCAGGCAUGGUGGGCUCGAGGAGGUUCUUUUGGCCGAAGAUGAAGACGACAUGAACGACUGGCUGGCCAAGCUCAAUUACGCCGCCGCCUUCAGGACGUCAGGCGUCCGUAUGCGAGGUGUCAUAGGAGGCAACUAUGAUGGGCAAAGUCGCAGAGCCAUCAGAGGAUCUGGCAGCGGCCAUGUCCAAGUCAUCCAGACUCCCUCGGGUGAGGUGACCGUCACCCGUAGUCGGAUAGACCACAAGAUGGCGCAGGAUAUCAUGGCCGCGCGGCGAGAGUUCAUGCGCCAGAAGAUCGCGGAUGCGGACGUGAAAGUGAAGGAAGCCGAGGCAACGCUGGAAUCUCAGCUGCGCAACGCGAGGCAUCUCCAGAUCCUAGCCCCCAUAUCGCCCAAGACGCGGGAGCACAUGCUGCUAUCUGCGGCGCGGAUGGCAGCUCAGCUCAAGUGGACUCGGAUGGAGAUUUGGAAGCUGAAGUGUCACCGCGACAUUCUUGAAUUUGAUCUUGAGGAGGAGCGCCAGAUGCUCGGCCUGCCCCCGGACGCGAAGUCGGACGUAGCUGGGAAACCUAUCAGCAGGGAGGAAUGCAAGACGAGUCAGGUCACGGCUCCUCAGAAGAGUCCGGCGUCUCCGCCCCAGCUCUCCCUGGCAAGAUCUUCCAUCAUCACUACGAAAUCGGAUGGCGACUUUUCCCCAGUGACCGAGACGUUCCAAACCCCACCAACGAGUGCAACCGUGAGCCCUGAGGAUUCUUGGCUCUCGAACGGCACGGCGGUUGACCACGGUGAUCUCAGAAAGCCGUCGGUUUCAAGCGCAGUCGGAUCGGAGACACCAGUUCCGGCAACGCCGCCCAAGAACGAGACCGCGCCUUCUGCAACUCCGCAAAAGCCCGAAUUCGAGCAGCCAGAUGACGUGGAUGCGGACGAGCGGGACCUGUUGGAGCAAGCCGGGCUCCUUGAACCUGAGAUCUCCCGGAGCUCGAAUCCAAAGAGUGCCAAUGGUGACGCGAACGCGGGAGAGACUCCUGAGCGGCGUGAGCGUGCUUCGAGCGGCGCUGCCGCAGAUCGAGGCGAACGGGGCAAGAUUCGUCGUAGUCUGCAGCGGACACUCAGGGAAAGCGCCGGCCACAUCUCGCACCACCGUCACCGCAGAGGCAGGGACUCGACGUCCAAUGCUACCCUCUCUGAUGACGGUAACCGCGAUGUUCCUGAUGUCCUGCCACGAGGUACCGGGUCCUUCGUGGUGCAUGGCAAGAAGGCCUCUGUAAUUACAUUUGGCAACGAGCUGCAGAUGCAUAGCCUUGCGUCCGAAGAGCGUCUCCGCCAACGGAUGCAGAGGGACGAUGGUGCGGGCAAUUACACUAGUGCGGCGGAUAGCGCCGAUUUUCAGUCGAUCCUUACAGCGCGAACUGUGUCUGACCGCGAGCAUCGCGGAUCAGCUGCCAGCGCGAGCACCGCCACGGCACGGAGCUUCCGGGACUUGCAUAGGAAGUACUCGACGGCCCAUGCCGGCCACAGAAGCAUGGGCGGUAGCCUCGCUUUGCCGUCCGACGAAGACAGCGAUGCCGCAAUUAGCUUUUCAGACGGGCGACACACACCAUUGCCGCCAAUUGAGGGCGAGGAAGAGCCAGCCAGGGAGCCAGCCAGGGAGCCAGCCAGGGAAGGGGAACACAUCGGCAGCGCGAACCUGGAUGCGGUCGAAUACCGCGAAACCAGCCCGUCGCCCAGUCGUGAAGGCCGCAAUACCGUGUUUUUCACCCCUGAACCGCCUUCAACGCCAGUCACUGAGACUUCCCAGGAAAGGGAAACCGAGCAGGUUCCCGAGAGCGGUGACCGUUUACCGAGUCCGCCUCUGCAGUCCGUCAGUGCAUGA